Messenger RNA from Pseudogymnoascus destructans, 393 nucleotides. RefSeq lists its product as uncharacterized. NCBI's taxonomy places the organism in Eukaryota, Fungi, Ascomycota, Leotiomycetes, Thelebolales, Thelebolaceae. The record is from RefSeq and is a predicted model, not a curated record. The transcript is spliced from 2 exons. Gene Ontology annotation, molecular function: protein binding. The annotation marks the transcript as partial.
AUGCCAUCUAUCUUGGUAUCAGAUACUAAAGGCGACGACCGGGCUUGUCCCGAGGAAGCUGCAAAACGCAAGAGGUCAUACUCUAUUUUUCGAGAAAACCGGGAUGACAAUUUGCGGCGAAAGAAGUCACGCCUUUCCUCACACAUCAGUGGUCCUUUCUCCCGAUUACCUACCGAAAUAAGUUUGCAAAUUAUAUCCGAAAUUAUAGACUCAAGAACCCUUUUGAGGGUUUGCCAAGUGAAUAAGGCUUUCAAGGGCUUCCUCAACAUGGAUUCUUUCCGUUCUGCCUACACCGAGGAAGUUAGAAUGGGAGAGUAUACAUCCGAUAAUGCGAUCGACACCAUUUCCAAACACAUCAAAAAACAUCAAGAGGCGGCCCUAAUGAUUUUUGAA